AGAAACAGUGAGAGAGGGAAGAAGAAGAAGAAGAAGCACACAGCAAACCCCGAUUUUCUCUGGCUUGGAGGAUAAGUUUUGGCAAAUCCGUCGAAUCCUAAAGCCGGAGAACUGUCUGAAAUCAACAUCUUCUGUUUGCCUGUGUUCUUCCAUUCGGACAUCAUUCUUCCAGAUCUCGGUAAUCUAGCCUCCAUUUGUGCACAUUUAUAGUUUGGUGCUUGUUUAAGAGGAGAGAGUGGAAAGCUCUCUCUGGUCUCUUCCUCAUAUUCAGAGUUUGAUUCGCUCCGUUUUUUCCUUGGUCUCUUAUGUCUACUGACCUUGAAAACAGCCCUGUUCAGACUCAAAUGGCUGUGGCACUUUUCAAGAGUCCGCUUCGAGGUGAGUACCAUGGAAACAACAGGAUUGAAGGAAAAGCUGUUGGGAGGAGACGCGUAUUUGUUCAGACUGAAACCGGAUGUGUUUUAGGGAUGGAGCUGGAUCGAAGUGAUAAUGUACACACUGUGAAAAGGAGGUUGCAGAUUGUCUUCAAUGUUCCAACCGACGAGAGUUCACUGACAUUCGGAGAUAUGGUGUUGAAACAUGAUCUCACUGCUAUCAGAAAUGAUUCCCCUCUUCUGUUAACAAGAAACACCAUCCAUAGAAGUUCCUCAACUCCUUGUCUCUUUCCAAGUGGAAAAGAUCUCCAGCAAAAGGAUUGGGGUGGACCAAUCGAGAUAUUAGGGAAACCGAACCAAAUAUCUCGGAUUAAACCACUUGUUAAGGAAAUGGUGAAAGCGAUCAAGCUGGGAGUGGACCCGCUCCCCGUUCAUAGUGGACUCGGAGGAGCCUAUUACUUCAGAAACUCCAUUGGCGAGAGUGUUGCCAUUGUUAAGCCAACAGAUGAAGAACCAUUUGCCCCGAACAACCCUAAAGGAUUUGUGGGCAAAUCUCUAGGGAGCCCUGGUCUGAAACCGUCGGUUCGUGUUGGAGAAACUGGCUAUAGAGAAGUCGCAGCUUAUCUUCUCGACCAUGGCCGAUUCGCUAAUGUGCCCGCCACUGCACUAGUGAAGAUCACCCACUCGGUUUUCAACGUUAAUGGAAACAAGAACAAACCACCGCUUCACGAAAAGAAGCUCGUUAGCAAGAUUGCGUCUAUCCAACAAUUCGUCCCACACGAUUUCGAUGCCAGCGAUUACGGUACUUCAAGCUUUCCUGUGGCUGCGGUUCAUCGCAUAGGGAUAUUAGAUGUUAGGAUCUUGAACACUGAUAGGCAUGCUGGAAACCUUCUGGUGAGGAAGCCUGACGGUGUUGGGAGGUUUGUCGGUCAAGUCGAACUCAUUCCGAUUGAUCAUGGACUGUGCCUUCCCGAAUGUUUGGAGGAUCCUUACUUUGAAUGGAUUCACUGGCCUCAGUCUUCAAUUCCGUUUUCUGAAGACGAGCUUAAGUACAUAGAAAGCCUAGAUCCCAUCAGGGACUCUGCACUGUUGAGGAACGAGAUUCCGAUGAUUCGGGAGGCCUGUCUUAAGGUUUUAGUGCUCUGUACGAUUUUCUUGAAGGAAGCUGCUGCUUUCGGUCUGUGUCUUGCUGAGAUUGGCGAGAUGAUGAGUAGAGAGUUUCGUAGUGGUGAAGAGGAGCCUAGCGAGCUUGAGUUAGUUUGCCUUGAAGCAAGGAGGAAGCUGAUGGAAGAAAGUGAGGUGGCGGUUGAGUUAUCAAACGAGUCUGAAGAAGCCGAGGAGUUUCAGUUUGACAUGGACUAUGAUGAAGAGGAAUUCGACUUCACCCCUAAAAUGUCGGACUUCUUUGAAAGAGCGCCAUUACAGUUUAGUGGUCAUAAUCAUUAUCCACUUUCUAAGCUGGAGGAAAGUAUUGAGGAGGAAGAAGAGGGAGUAGAAGAAGAGGAAAAGGGAUUCCCCAAUAUUUCGAAGCUGUCAAUUUCGCUGAAAUCUGAAUUGUCUUUGGGUGGUGAUAAGAUGGGGGGGAAGUGUUUGAAGAAGCAGUCUGGAGGAAAAAUUCACGUCCCUGCUUCAUCAUCGACGGGGGAUAGGAGGAGUGCGAAUGAGCAACUGCCUGCUAGUGCGACUUUUGUGAAGGUAGCAGACAUGAAUGAGGAUGAGUGGUCGGUUUUUCUAGAGAAGUUUCAAGAGCUGUUAGGCCCAGCAUUUGCCAAGAGGAAGUCAGUGACGCUAGGUCAGAAACAGAAGCUGAGGCUUGGAACUUCUUGCCAGUUUUGAGAUUUGAUUACAUUUAUUGGUAGAAGAAGAAGAAGAAGAUGAAGUAGAGGGUUCCAGGUUUGCAUGACAGAAUUGCAGUCAGGUUCUUAAUUUUUUCUUUCUUUAUUGGUUUCUUAGUUUAAGUAAGAAGAGUAGGACAACCAUCUUGUAAAUAUUCUUUUAGGCAGAUCCUGACUUACUUGAAGUCAAUUGUCUUUGAUUUGUUGUUCCUUUCAGAACUUCUUGGUGACAUCCAUGUUGAUAAAUAAUGUAGAAUAUCCAGAAGAAAUGUAGAUGUUUUUUUGUAGAUAAGUUCAGAUUAUGGGUUUUAUUGAUUCCUUCAA
This is a messenger RNA of Impatiens glandulifera, 2533 nucleotides long. RefSeq names its product phosphatidylinositol 4-kinase gamma 7-like. The transcript has 2 exons. NCBI's taxonomy places the organism in Eukaryota, Viridiplantae, Streptophyta, Magnoliopsida, Ericales, Balsaminaceae. Bases 306 to 2210 code for a protein of 634 amino acids. The record is from RefSeq and is a predicted model, not a curated record.